CCGCGCAGCCAUGCCCUCCGCCCGGCCGCCCGCGGCCCCCGCCGACGCCUCGCCCUGGCCCCCGGGGCCGCCGCCGCCGCCGCAGGUGCUGCUGCUGCUGCUGCUCGGCCUGGCCGCGCUGCUCGCGGGGCGCUGGCUGCGGCGGCACCGGGCGCCGGGCAUCCCCCCGGGGCCCACGCCCUGGCCCGUGGUGGGCAACUUCGGCUUCGUGCUGCUGCCCCCGUUCCUGCGGCGGAACAGCUGGCUGCACCGGCGGGCGGCGGCGGCGGCGGGCGCGGGCGACGCGGGGGGCGCGCGGGGCGCGGAGCCCUCGGCCCGGGGCCCGCAGCUGCUCCUGGCCGACCUGGCUCGCGCCUACGGCAAGGUCUUCAGCUUCUUCAUCGGCCGCCACCUGGUGGUGGUCCUCAGCGACUUCCGCAGCGUGCGCGAGGCGCUGGUGCAGCAGGCCGAGGUCUUCAGCGACCGGCCGCGGGUGCCGCUCGUCUCCCUGGUGACCAAGGAGAAGGGGAUUGUAUUCGCACAUUAUGGUCCAGUCUGGAAACAACAGAGGAAGUUCUCUCAUUCAACUCUUCGACAUUUUGGCCUUGGAAAACUUAGUUUGGAGCCCAAGAUUAUUGAGGAGUUUAAAUAUGUAAAAGAGGAAAUGCAGAAGCAUGGAGAAGACCCCUUCAACCCUUUCCCCAUCGUCAACAAUGCCGUCUCUAACAUCAUUUGCUCCCUGUGCUUUGGCCAGCGAUUUGAUUAUACCAAUAGUGAGUUUAAGAAAAUGCUUCAUCUUAUGUCACGAGCAUUAGAAAUCUGUCUGAACUCCCAGCUUCUCCUGGUCAAUAUAUGCUCCUGGCUCUAUUAUCUUCCCUUUGGACCAUUUAAGGAAUUAAGACAAAUUGAAAAGGAUAUUACCACUUUCCUUAAAAAAAUCAUCAAAGACCAUAAAGAGUCUCUGAACGUAGAGAACCCUCAGGACUUCAUAGACAUGUACCUUCUCCAUGUGGAGGAGGAGAGAAAAAAUAAUAGCAAUAGUAGCUUUAAUGAGGAUUACUUAUUUUAUAUCAUUGGUGAUCUCUUCAUUGCUGGGACUGAUACCACAACUAACUCCUUGCUUUGGUGCCUUCUGUAUAUGUCACUGAACCCCGACAUACAAGAAAAAGUUCAGGAAGAAAUUGAAAGGGUCAUUGGUGCUGACAGAGUCCCUUCCCUCACUGACAAGGCGCAGAUGCCCUAUACAGAAGCCACCAUCAUGGAGGUACAGAGGCUGACUGUGGUGGUGCCACUUGCUAUUCCUCAUAUGACCUCAGAGAAAACAGUGCUCCAAGGAUAUACCAUUCCUAAAGGCACAGUGAUAUUACCCAACCUGUGGUCAGUACACAGAGACCCAGCCGUUUGGGAGAAACCAGAUGAUUUCUACCCUAAUCGAUUUCUGGAUGAUCAAGGACAACUUAUUAAAAAAGAAACAUUUAUUCCUUUUGGGAUAGGGAAACGGGUGUGUAUGGGAGAACAGCUGGCAAAGAUGGAAUUAUUUCUGAUGUUCGUGAGCCUAAUGCAGAGUUUCACAUUUGCUUUACCGAAGGAUUCUAAGAAGCCCAUCCUGACUGGAAGAUAUGGUCUAACUUUAGCCCCACAUCCAUUUAAUAUAGUCAUUUCAAAGAGAUAAAGAACAUGUCCGAGAAGAGAAUGUAAAUACAUUUCCUUCCUAAACAGAUUCUUCCUUCCGCAUUGACAGCAGACCCAGUAAUGCAGUAGAUCCAGAUUAGGCUCAGAUGAGAGGAAGACUGGAAAGUGAGUAGAGCUUGCAUCUUGGAAGAUUCCUCAGAGGACACUUCUGUCAUUUUAGUAAUGCACGUCUGUGACUUAGGAGAUGGGGACCAAAGUGCUGGAUGGGAAGCGGGAGAUCUGGCUUUUAUCCCCAGUGGCUCCCACCAGUGAACAUUUCUUCUCAUCACUCAGUGCCUCAGUCAUUCCAUAAAAUGAGGUUAAGAAAUGUGCCUUCUUUCCAUCUCUCAGCACUAAGGAAGGUCAAAUGCCUCAUAUCUUUUCUGAUAUCACCAAAACACUUGUUAAGUACCGGAGAACAAAUUCAGAAGUAGUAGGAAGACCUGCCAAUUUAAGACCUGUGACAGCAUGAAAGUGGUAUUUGUACUUGAAUAUUUUGUCAGGGAAGGAUGUGGGUUUAAGUCAUGAUGAGUUAGAGCUCUUCUUGGCACAGACCCUAUGUCUGUUUUGGGAGAUGGGAGGCUUGUUUUGUUACCAUUAUCUAUUCAUUGGUGAUUUCGUUUUUUCACAUUUUGUAGAAAUGGACUCAAGUCCCCUUGUCUGGUAUGCAGAGGAAAGGCUGUUGUUUGAAUUUUUAUGUCUACCUUCUGUUUCAACUACAGGAACAGUGAGCCUGGCUGAAGGAGUGGCUUCACGGCAGAGUUUCUUUCUGCUGGGUUACUCACAGAGAUGUAGCUCUACCUUUUGACUUGAGCCCCAAAUAGUGAGGUUGGGAAUUCUGAUACUGAGAUUGAUCAGGGAAGGAUUCAAACUGUGAACCACUUGUCUGUGCUGCCGCUACGUGAUCCCAUGAGCGUCUACUCUGUGUUUUCAAUACAGAUAGAUGAAGUACAGGCAAAUCUCUAGGUGCCUUGAGGAUUUUUGUCAAUUAAAAAAAAAAAACAACAAAAAACAAAAACGAAUAAGCUAAGUGCCCAGGAAUUGUGAGUGAAUGGAACAGUUGUCAUAUAGAUUUUUAAUGAGAUGAUGCAAGUGUGGUUCCAUUGCAUUUUGAACAGGAUGUUUGUUCCUCAUCUGGAAUUUUACAUGCUUUUGAAUUGCACUAAUAAUUUGGCAUGAAUAAGUUUAUUACUCCUUAAUUUAUAUAUACAUUUUCAACAUUCCUAACCAAACAGCUUGUAGCUUACUGGAAAAAAAAAAAAACUAUUCUGUGAGAUUAUAUUGAAAUCAGAUGUUCAUUAAACUUUUAAAUAUAAUGCCUCCAACUGUAGCAUUUUAAAAACCUCUUUAUAUGGUAAGUCAUUGAAAAAACUAUUAAUGCAAUUUUCUAUUUUAUGAUUUAUUUGAAGUGUAAAAACCAGAAGUACCUUAUUUUAUAUAUCUUUCUAAUACCUAAUUUUUAAUCCUUAUCUUUAACAUAAUUUCUGGUGCUUUUAUUAAACUUUU
Molecule: messenger RNA, 3156 nt
Organism: Nyctereutes procyonoides (raccoon dog)
Lineage: Eukaryota; Metazoa; Chordata; Mammalia; Carnivora; Canidae
Product: cytochrome P450 2U1
Exons: 5
Coding region: 11-1651 (546 amino acids)
Biological process (GO): xenobiotic metabolic process
Cellular component (GO): intracellular membrane-bounded organelle; cytoplasm
Molecular function (GO): iron ion binding; heme binding; oxidoreductase activity, acting on paired donors, with incorporation or reduction of molecular oxygen, reduced flavin or flavoprotein as one donor, and incorporation of one atom of oxygen
Source: RefSeq, a predicted model, not a curated record